Messenger RNA from Racocetra fulgida, 446 nucleotides. The record is from the annotation of a GenBank genome assembly. NCBI's taxonomy places the organism in Eukaryota, Fungi, Glomeromycota, Glomeromycetes, Diversisporales, Gigasporaceae.
CAUGUCUUCGCAUGGUUAUAAUCCAAAUGUACAUGAAGCUACAUUACCUGAAGAUUCAAAUAAUACCAUUAACCCCCUUCUUUCUGAGAUCACUGCCUAUUUUGUUGACUGCGGCUUUCAAGAAAGUCUUGUUAGAUCCUUUCUAGAGGGGGAAGUUCAUCUUGACCUCAGGACAAAUGCGGAACUUAUGUUCGAUUUUCUAGAAGAACGCCAGCGGUUGGAUCCAACAAUCUUCGUUGGCAUCGAGGGAAGUGGUGUAAGUGGGAUAGCAUCAGGUGAAGAUAAAAGAUUACUUGUGAAGUGGGGUCUUACAGAGGAAGCCGCAAGCGAACUCCGUAAUAAUGACUUUUUAAGCAGCAAUACGAAAGUUGCUGAUGCUAAUACGAUGUGUAGUACCUACCGUGCUUUCUUUCACGCAACGAAUCAACAAAGCGCCCAAGCUAUCA